AUCGAACGCUGUAUCACCACCUCGUACCCAACGUGGACAACAUCUACAUUACCUCAAUAUGGAUUUCAGUACAACUCAGAAAAAUGAUUUCCAGUGGCCUUUUCCGAAACCUGUUGUUGGGAGGCCAUGUGAACCUCCGAGUCCCAACCCCAAGCCACCUCCACGUCCACCGCCAGUAACGCCGUACUGUCAUUGUGAUUCGCAUUCCUACUCACCAAGAGAGGAACAGUACAAACAAUUGCUUGAAAAGGAGCAGAAACUAUGUCAGGAUUAUGAGCAGUUGCGGAAACAGAUGGUGGACGUUACCAAUGAUAUCCUGGACCAUCCCUGCGAUGAUCUUGACUCCAAAAUGUCGACUAUGUACCAAUCCACGUAUAAAAAAAGAUCAUUCCCGAUAACGGAUUACCGUAAAAUUAUGGCAGCAGUCCAGUCUAACGCGCCAAUCCCCAUGGAACCUCACCGUUUGGGUGCACUACGUUGUUACAAGGAUCCAACCAACUUCUCAGACAAGCCACCGACCGUCCGUCCAACCAUUCAUCCACCACCUAAAGUCCAUACUGGAGUUUCACCACUAACUCUGACCACGUACUUCACUCCGUUCCCUGGGAGAUCUGAAUAUAUGGACACAUAUAGUGCCACGGCCAAAGCCUGUUGGAUGUCAAUGCAAAGAUACAAGGAACCAAUGCCGUCCACCAGAAAACGUGCCGAUGACACUUGUGUGUAAAUUACAAAAAAAUGAAAAAUUUUAUGAAAAUGGUAAGUGGAAGUGUUCUUUUAGAAAUAACUGUAUCUUCGAUGAAAAAAGAUAAUGUUAUUACCAUAAAAUAAAAAGUGUAAAAUGUAAAACU
Messenger RNA from Hyposmocoma kahamanoa, 848 nucleotides. RefSeq lists its product as uncharacterized. The transcript is spliced from 4 exons. NCBI's taxonomy places the organism in Eukaryota, Metazoa, Arthropoda, Insecta, Lepidoptera, Cosmopterigidae. The record is from RefSeq and is a predicted model, not a curated record. The coding region runs from base 59 to 724 and encodes 221 amino acids.